GCUCUCAGUGCCGAGGCGGGAGUCCUCCGCUUCUCUCCCGAUGGGCUCCUGGCGCAGCCGCUGCGCGCACUGAAGCGCCCCGGUCGGGCGGGGAAGCCGCGGAGCAGCGAUCGCCGCCCCAGCAGCAGGAUGGCUCACACAGUUUCUACUUUGGGAGUUCUGUUGCUUUUACUUGGUCUCCUGGUUUUUACAACAGAAGGAGGCAAGAGGAACCGUGGGUCACAAGGAGCCAUCCCUCCUCCUGACAAAGACCAGCCUAAUGAUUCAGAACAAAUGCAGAAGAAGCUGGGCUCCAGAUCCCGGGUCAGGGAUCGAGUAAAAAAGCCAUCUGCUGAGGAAGUCCUGGAAUCAAGCCAGGAGGCACUGCAUGUCACAGAGCGCAGGUACUUGAAACGGGACUGGUGCAAAACCCAACCGCUCAAGCAAACCAUCCGUGAAGAAGGCUGCAACAGCCAGACCAUCAUCAACAGAUUCUGUUAUGGCCAGUGCAAUUCAUUCUACAUCCCAAGGCAUAUCCACAGAGAGGAAGGCUCUUUCCAGUCCUGUUCCUUUUGCAAGCCGAAGAAAUAUACUACCAUGUUAGUGACACUGAACUGCCCAGAACUUCAACCCCCCAGUAGGAAGAAGAGGAUCACACGAGUGAAAGAAUGUCGCUGCAUAUCCAUAGACUUAGACUAAAAGAUGCCAUUAUACCUCCUGAAGAACAAGUGCCUGUUAGACUGCCAAGUGGGGACGCAAACAAAAGAGAACCACAGCAAACCAAUGUCUGUUAUCUGUGUGCAAUUAUGAAUUUAUACAUCCUACGAAAGCAUGCUCUGGAAUGACACAACCACUUAUGCCUGUAACCCUAUUCCUAGGUUGAAUAACUCACUAAUUCACCAUAUGACAGGAGUCUUGCACUUUGGUUGGUGGUUUGUUUUCUACCAGAAUCGAUGCCAUUGAUUAUUUGAAGUCUGUGUUGACAGUGAGGGCAUUAAUAUGUUAUGGAUAUUGAAAAUAUCUUCUGAAGAAAAUGUUAAAGGAUGUAGUCAUAUACAAUUUUCAAAAGCUGUUGAUUAUACUCAAUUGCAUUAUAAUGAUAAAUGGUGCCAUUAGAAUAGGUAAGUAGGAAGGGUGACUGGAAAACACAGCCAUGCUCUGGAGUUAUAAGAAAGAAGAAUAUGAAAAGCUGAUAUCCAAGAGAGGAGGUAAAGACAGAAGAAAAUGCAAAGAAAACUUAAUACAGUAAAGAAGAAGCAUCAUGCUUCAUCACUUUAUUGAUGCUUGUGAAUGUAUUUAAUAUAAUUUUAACUACAAUCUUGCUAUAUUCUGCAAGACUAGCUGUAAUAUUUCAUUUGGCAUUUUGUUUUUUUAUUGUGGUUUGUAAUGCUUGUCAACAGCUUUGUGGUUUUUUCUGCCUAGUCUUUUUGCUGGUCUGAAAAUUCCUGUUUCUGCUGUGCUUUUUAAAAAAAGUUUUGCAUGUGUUUUAUGCUCUCUAGUGGUUGAUUUGAUAAAGCAAAAGAUUUAAUCUAGUUAAUUUCCCUGCUGAUUUAAGCAGCAGUUUUUUUCUCUUGAUUAUAUCAGGCAUGAUAUCAAAUGGACCACUAGAGGGAGCAAAACACAUGCAGAACUUUAAAAAACACCAAUAAAACAGAAUGCAGGAAAGCCCUGUAUGUAUCAAUGUACAUCAACUCAAAGUAAUUCAGUAAAAGAUGAUGAAACAAAAAAAUAUUAAAACAAGAAUUAUAGGACUUUAAAUGCUACAACUGUGUGAACAUUACCAACAGGGCGAUCUUAGCAUUGCCACAGACAUGCAGUUUGGAGGGGGAGAAGAGAGAAAGACACUAUUUUACCAAGAUAAAACCAUAGCAAGAUGGAUUAUAAAUAAUGUAAAUAAAUAACAUAGACUAGAAUUUGGAAUAAGGUACAGUGAUAGUGUGUACAGGGUCCAUUACUACCCAAACUUGAAUGAAAGUAUUGCAUGCUGGAAUUUUGAUAAAUACCCCUUGUUAAAUUCAAGCCCAUGGAAAUUAUUAGGCGAGCCCGGUAGUGACCCAGAAAAAAAAAAUGGCGAUAAGAGGGUGACAUCUGCCUGAGAAAUAAUGCUUCUCUUUUUCAUACUAUUUAAAGAGAUCUGCUUACUCCUCUGCCUUCCCUUAUUUCAUUCAGAUAAUGUAAUAUGCUUUAAGUAUGGAAAGGACUCUGUCAGGAAGGAUGGGCACUAAUUUUUAUCUCCUCAGCAAUGCAUUUUACUUGAGCCUUGCAUCCAAUAUGAUGUGAUUUACAAUUGGUUAAUUUUAUUUCAUGUACAACACCCUCUCUGAUUAAAUCCUGUCAUAUCCCGUGUUAGGAUGCCUUGACUGACUCUCCCGUUUCUCAUUGACCAAAACAGUGAUCUCUAUUAUGUUUUCUAAAACUGGAAACCACAACUAUGUCCCACUUGCUUAGCAAGUCAACAGUUAGAUAACUUCCAACUGCAUGGAAAUAUAGAAGGCCCACGGUGCCUUUCUGCUUUCUAUGUGGGUGGAGCCUACUAACAAUUCAUGCAGUCACAUGCAGUACUUCUGAGAGGCAAUCCCUGAAUCAGUGGUAGACCAGCUUUACCCUGGGACCCAUGCAAGGAAAGGGAAGGAGAGUACAGGCAUGCUACUUAUUUUUUGUUCUUGAAAAUUAAUUUUGUUAGAACACAGAAAGUGCCAAAAAUAUGUCUGGCAUAUUAAGCAUUGAGGCCACUCCUGUUUAGUAGCCACACAUGUCAAAGUGAAAUAACUGCCUUUCCAGUUGUUCUCUUUUCUGUGCUAUGGCUCCAGUCUUGUUCUAGCCAUGCCCAACAUUCAGGGGUCUUGGAUGAGUAUGCACAUUUCUGUAUACAGGAAAUCUUCCUCUGGUCAUCUUGUGUGAAAACUGUCUUCUUUGUGCAGAUCUUUUUUGCUUGAUUGGAGUGAAGGGCUUUACUGCAAGAUUCUCCCCUUUGUCGAUGCCAGCAGGAGAUUGCAAGGUUUCCCUUUCUUGUUAAUAUCCCCCACUGAUUCACUUUAACUAAAUGUUUUCAGGCCUCAUUUCUUUGCAGAUUAUUUUUAAAAACACGAUUUCUGAGUCACAGGAGAUAAUUUCCACUGUGUGGAAUGUGAAUAGUUAAGCAGAAUAUUUAAUGGUAUUUCCAUUUGCAUAUUGUCAGAGGGGUUUCCUCUAACUUUUUUCCCAGGACAGAUUGAAAACUCUCCUCUCUUUGAAAUAUUGAGAGGUUUAUACUAGUUCUUGCUUCACUUCUUCUAUUUGGUAUACAGCACACAAAGCAAUAUAGAUGUCAGGCUUUUAAAAAUGUAAUAUUUUAUGCAGGAUAAUACUUUUGAAGCAAGACUUCUACACAACAGGAGGACAUUGAUUAUCUAUGCAAAAAUAAUCAAAUAAUGCCUUCAGACAAAAAGUAUAGAUUUUUUAAAAUAAAGGCUUUCUUGAAUGAGUUUAAGAGCAAAAAAGAAUUUGAUUUUAAACCUAUGUAUUUAAAUGCCUGUCUUUUUUUCUUGAAGAAACAAGUUUAAAGCCAUUAUGAGUUCUUGUAGAGAUCCACAAUGCAAAAAUUGGUUUAAAAAAAUAAAUGUUUCUUUUGUAACUAAA
This is a messenger RNA of Sphaerodactylus townsendi, 3597 nucleotides long. RefSeq names its product gremlin 1, DAN family BMP antagonist (gene GREM1). The transcript has 2 exons. The record is from RefSeq and is a predicted model, not a curated record. Lineage: Eukaryota; Metazoa; Chordata; Lepidosauria; Squamata; Sphaerodactylidae. Gene Ontology annotation, biological process: animal organ morphogenesis. Bases 130 to 678 code for a protein of 182 amino acids. Gene Ontology annotation, molecular function: BMP binding; receptor ligand activity.